Molecule: messenger RNA, 3034 nt
Organism: Cydia pomonella (codling moth)
Lineage: Eukaryota; Metazoa; Arthropoda; Insecta; Lepidoptera; Tortricidae
Exons: 4
Coding region: 1283-2827 (514 amino acids)
Source: RefSeq, a predicted model, not a curated record
AUAAUGCCUCACGACAAAAUAAUAUGUAGUAUGAAGCACUCCGCUCGGCAGUCAGUGAUAAUAGACAGUCCUGAAGAUUACAAAGAACUUUCCCUGCGCCUGCGCUGAAUAUUCAUGCGCGACCUCUGCCCGUGUCAAGGUCAGACGAAAGUCGGAUAUCCGUCUCCGACAAACGCAGCUCAAAGGGAUAGGCCUAGCGCGCGUCGCUGUAGGUUUUGACAAUGGUCAUAUAAAAUGUAAACUUAAUAGUAUGGCUGUUAUAUACAUAGUUUGUGUAAUUAGUCAAUGGACAAUGAAUACACCUACCGGUGCACCAGAUGUGCUCCAUGUUUGUGUAAGGGAACAUGUCCAUACUAUGUGACCAUUUUUUCACAAUUGUUUAACCCCCUCUCGGUGACCGCCCGUAGUAUAUGCCGAGACACACAGGAUUUUUUUGGAAACAGAAUAUAUAUUUGCGUAAAUGUAGAAUAAAGCUCGGGAAAAAAGCGCGAGAUUUCCCUAGAGGAUAUUGACUACGUGACCACAACUGAAGACCCCCCUACACCCCUGUGACCAAGCGUGGUAUUUUGAAAAAAAUAAAGAUAAUUACGAGUAAAUAAUAUACAGUAUAGUUAACCCCUUUAAUAAGGUUGGCAACUGUCAAAGGCUUGUAUUUGUAUGAUGGCGCCAGCAUGGGUUUUACCUGCCUCAAGUUUGGUUGUAUGUGAUUCAAGAAUUUUACACUAUUCGUAGGAUUGAGAGGUGACCGGCCAAUACCAUUUAAUCCAUUAAAUGGUGUCCCCAAAGAUCCUUCUUUUUUAGCCAACUUCCUAGCUAUCCACUUUUUUCACUUUACUAUUCGACUUCUGAUGUUUGCCGAAUUCAACAGAUGCAUAGAAUACAAUGACCUUUGGGAAUAGCCUUUUUAAUUACAUAUGAGCCGCGGAAUCUACAUAAUUAGCCAAUAAAGCUAAUGAUUUAUUCAAAUACUACCUGACGAGAUUACGCUGAUUUACAGCAUCAACAGCAAUACGGGAUACACAAAUGGAAGGGCUGCCAUUCUGAUCGCACGCCGACCUGUGCGAUCAACCGUCUAACAGCGACCAAACGUACGAGAUCACACGUUACUCGUACUUGUUAGAAACCUUGAGGUCACCGUUUGUGAUGUCAAAUGGUCGCUCGCACUCGGUAAGCGGCGGGAACGACGGGGACAGGUCUGUGGACUGGCGAGUAAACAUGGGACCGUUAGCCGUCGUAUAAAGGCCUGUCGCCGGCCGCCGCCGGCAGUCCGCGCCCCGCAGCCAUGCGUCCGCUCGUGCUUGUACUCGCCCUCGCCGCGCUGCUCGCGCCCGCGCGCUCCGCCUCCAUCGCCACACCGGAAAAAAAACUAGGAGAUCCCAUCAAAGACGUCCUCGACACAGAAGCCCAAAAAGCCCCUGAGGAACCCAUUGACCAAGCGAACACGAUUAAGGACAUCGAUAACCAGCUCUUAAAGAAAGCUGAACCGAUACCCGUCAAAGUUGUAGUCGAGGAUGUCGCACCUGUAGUGAAGGACAGUGAAGAUACCGUCAAGAGGGUCGAAAUAGACCUGAAGCACCCGGGUGAACCCCAGAGACAGGAACACGAGACCCAGAAUCCGGAGCAUUAUGAGGAUGAUUCGGCUCCCGUCGCUACCAUCAAACAGAUGAUCAAAGACUCCCAGGAAGCCUUCAACCAACGCUUUAAAGAUGUCAGCGAAUGUAUUGGCGAAUGGCUCCUCGAUAACAAACCGGAAAUCUCACUUAAAGACAGCAUCAAAGACUUGCAAGAGACAUUUAUGGAAAACAUCGAGAAGGUGAACUCUACUAUUCAGAGUUAUUGGAAUCAAGACAAGGCCGAUUCAGAAAAGAAAGUGGAAAUUAAGAAAGUACAAACCGGUUUGAAAGUUCUGGAAGAGAAGUUUGAGACUGGAGUUCAAGAUUUGAACAACGGAGUGCGAAAUCUGGCCGUGCUGAAGGAGACCCGUGAUGACGCCAGCACAACCACCGCCAAGCCCCCCGGGAUACAAUUCCCCGGCUUCGUGACGAAUUUCUGGACUUCUGUAACGAACGGCUUCAGUAACGUCACGAACCAGUUCCAGAAUAUAAUCGGGCAGGGCAGCAACGCGACCGGGGCCUCGGGCCUGCAGUCCGACGAGACCUCCGCCUCCACGUCGAAGCCGACCGUGUUCCAAGCGAUCCAGAAUCAGAUCCAAGGUAUCUUCCAGGGCAGGCCACAGGGCGCCCAGAGCGACGAGCAGCCGGCCGGCCAAACCGGGCCAUUCGCACAAGUCAUUCAAAACGUGCCCCUACUACAGAACUUUGUCAACUUUAUCCAACCGAAGCCGCAAUCCAAUGAGCCGAGCAAACCGACGCAGCCAGCGCAAAGCACAAACAUCGAAGGAAGCAACGUCGUCCCGGCCGAGCCUGCGAAGCCGGCCGACCAGCAACAAAAAAAGCCUGACGAAGCACCCGCCCCCGCCUCCCAGGGCCCCAUCCAGCAGAUCAUUCAGAGGAACCCCAUCGCCCAAAGCAUCGCUGGCGCCGUUCAGAAAAUUCAGCACACCAUCAAUAACCCUGAAAAGCCCAGAGAAGGGACAACGGAAGAGGAAGGCGACGUGAAGGCGGGGUUCUUCCCGUACUAUGGCUACGGACACAGGCCACAUAGGCCAUCGGACGUGGCCGCCUGGCAGGCGUUCGUAACCGGUCUGAUAGGGUCCAUAGGCGCCACGAUCAACGGGACCGCGACCACCAUCUCCACGGCCGUCAACAGCGCUAUCAACACGCUGGGUACCAACAUCGAGACCAUAAUAUCGUCAGCAACGGGGUAAAGAGCGCUCCCGUCGAGGUCGAGAAGCCGGUCGAGGCCCCCGUCGUCCCAGAGGCCCCCGUAGUGCCGGAGGCCGAGGCGAGUCCCGUCGUCGAGGCCGUCAAAAAAGACUGAACCAGUCACUGUGUGAUAUAAGUCGUAUAAGCUAGUAUUUAUUUUAGUGUACAUGUAAAUAAGAUGAUUGAUAUAAAUUUAUAUCUAAAUUAAA